AUUUCUAUUCAUUCUGUUUUGUAGUCUAAUAAGUAAUAUUUUAGGUUUUUAUUUUAAAGUAUUGUUUGUCAAGCACGUUGGUUGGCAAAUUCAUAAUUAAUAAUUAACUUUUUUUCACUAUAGUCUGGUUUAAAAACUUUGAAAUGUGCAGUUGAAGGCUGUCAUGUCCCCUUUGCCCCACUUUUUCUGAAAGGGGAAGUUGUUUAUCUGUCACUGGCUUUGUGUGUGUGUGUGUGUGUGUGUGUGUGUUUAUCACUCUGCAGAAAUUAAACCUAAUUAUUAAAAAUAAUAAUAAUGCCGUUAUUUCAUUCUGACCUGUGGGGAGUGUGUGAGAAGUACAUCACCUCUACACCCUGUACUGUAGUUUUAGGAGCUUUUACAGCUUCACUUUUGUACCUGUAUGGCAGCAGCAAGGCUCAGGUGCCGGUGUUGGUGUGUGCUGACGGAUUCCGGGCGUUCCUGCGCACACACUGCCCCGUUGUGUUGGAGCGGUUUUGCCCUACACCUUGGUGCUGGGGCGGCCGAGUGCAGACGCUCGUGCGUGUCUUCAUCAAGUCCUGCCCUGCUGUUACAUAUCGCAAUGAGAUGAUCAGGACAGGCGAUGGCGGUCAGCUCUCCCUGGACUGGGCGGAUAACCCGGAUAGUACAAACUACCCACAAUCCUCCUCUCGGCCUACGGUGCUAAUCCUACCCGGGCUGACAGGAAACAGCCAGCAGACGUACGUCCUGCACAUGGUCCAGCAAGCCAUUCGACACGGAUACAGGUGCGUUGUGAUGAAUAACCGAGGUUUUGGAGGAGAAGAGUUGCUGACUCCUCUUACGUUCUGUGCUGCCAAUACUCAAGAUGUGGAGACGGCUGUCAAUCACGUGAAAGAGCUCUACCCACAAGCCCCUCUGCUCGGAGCUGGGGUGUCUCUUGGCGGGAUGUUGUUGCUGAAUUAUCUGGCGCGUAAAGGGCGUGACUCGAAGAUGAUCGCCGGUCUCACCCUGUCCGUGAGCUGGAACUCGUUCGAAUCCUCCAAAUCUCUGGAGCAGCCAAUCAACAAGCUGCUUUUCAAUCGCCACCUCACCAGUAACCUGUGUCGCGCCAUCAACAGACACAGAAAGAUCCUGGAGAAGGUGAUAGACAUAGACUAUGUGUUAAAGGCGCGUACGAUUCGGGAGUUUGACGAGCGCUUCACGUCUGUGAUGUUUGGCUACAAGUCGUGCACUGAUUAUUACCAGGAUGCCAGUCCGGGUUACAAACUGCCCCAGAUGGCUGUCCCUGUGCUGUGCCUCAACGCCGCUGAUGAUCCCUUUUCCCCCAAACACGCUUUCCCAGUAGCUCUGGCUCAGCGCUUACCGAACGUGGCUCUCUUGGUGACAUCACACGGAGGACACAUCGGCUUCCUCGAGGGCCUUUUCCCGCACGGUGAAGGCUACAUGGAUCGAGUGUUCAGUGAAUUCGUCCGAGCCGCUUUUGAGCACCAGGAGGACCUGAAGGAGGCCUGCAGCAUCAGCAGCAUCAGCAGCAGCAGUGACAAGUAGCACAAACAUCACAGCAGCUCAGAUUAAGUACUACAGUACAUGUAGGAUUUAUAAUCCAUUAACCACCAAUACACCUCUAAGUCAUAGAUUUCAGGUAUUGAAACCUUAUUUGAUAGCAGAUUAGAAGGAAGUUUCACUUAAAAAUGACACUUUAUGCUCUAAAUGUUUUACAGCAUGCCAUGUUGUGCUCUUAAAAGGGACUGAGGGUUUACCAUUGAGAUUCAGUUUGUGGGCUGAAGAGGCACGAUCAAAAUUAAAAAUUUGUAAUGUUUGCCAAAAAUUGUGUUAUGAUUUAAGUAUAAAUUUUGGCAGAAAAACAAAUAUACACAAUUUUUUAUUUACCCCAGACAUGUUUGAUGUCCAACAUUUUCGUCUUUUGUUGUACGACUAUUAAUUUUUACCAAUCGACCAGUAAUUCAAAAAGCUGACUAGUCGUCUUUUCUACAAAAAAAAAAAAAGAAAGAAAAAAAUUUUCAGGCUGUUUUAUUAAUUCCAUUAAAUGCUGAUAACAGCAAACAAUCCACUUCAAUUAACAGCCAUACACUGGCUACAAAUUUUACAACAUUUUCAGCUUAUGUUUUUUUUUAGGCUACACGGUUAACGAAAAUAAAAUAAAUAAAUCGGUGCAAAAAAUGUGCAAAAUAAUUAAACUGUAUCGUAUUACACUAUUUAAGGACGUACCAGUUCUUAAAAAGCACUCGUGUGGAUGAUUUGCAGCUGAAAUGAUUGAUUCUGGAGCCGAGAGUGCGCAGCAUGGAAGCUCAUGUCCAUCAACAGAGCCUUCAUUAUAGCAGCGUCUAGGAGGGUUUUCCAGGCUGGUAUUGACUCGAAGUUCAACCAAAGGUCACGUAUUAAAGCUCCAGCUUGUGUAGAACGGAUAGGGAAGCUCCUUGUGAAGCCGCACUGUUUCCUCUUUUCUCUGAUUGACGUUGCUUAUACUUCUUGUUCAACUGAAACUGCUUUAUUAAAAAGCCGCAAUUUCCCAAAAUCAUCAUAAUGCCGAGAUCGUUAUCUGGUAGAGAGAGUGGUUCAGUGCGAUGCUUUUUGGGAUACAAACAAAGGUCAGCUCUAUCCUCUUCUGGCCAAGAUAUUUUACCUCUUAUUUUAGCAUUCCAUCAUGUCUGUGAGGAAGCACAAGCAUAAACAUAUUUUUAAGUGAAAUUUCCCUGUAAUAUAAGAAAUUGUGUAUAGAUAGGCUUUUUUUUAGUACACUAGGUGAAAAGAAACAUUCAAUUAAUUCUAAAUAUAACAUUAAUUGGCAAUUAUUAUUGUUCCUUAUAUCACUUCAUGUCAGUAUCAGAAAGAUGUUUUUUAAGGCCAGUGAGUGUUUUUUUUUUUUUUUUUUUUUUUUUUUUUUUUUUUUUUUUUGGAUGAUCGUGAAGUACUGUUAGUUUCAAUACUUUUACAAUCUGAACAAACUUGACUAGCUAUUUAGCCUUUUGUUUCCACUGUUGUUGAAAGUGGUUAUUAUAACAAAUGUAAUUUUACAUUCUGUGAAACAGAUAAGGGAAGGAAUUUAGACAUGGCUUAAAUUGACAGUUAUUUUACACUGUUUAUUUAAUACAAAUCAUAUAAUAGUGAUUAUUUUAUGCAAUCAGACAAUAGAAAUGCACCAACAAUCAGAUUUUUACAAAAAAAAUGUAGAAUAGUCUUUCAUUGACAUGAACAUUUAUUUUAAGACCCUAGACAAUUUCCCAAAUAAUUUAUAUUCACGGAUUUCUUCCUACUUAAGAAAUUUUUAAACGGUUGUUCUUAAAAAAAAUAAAUAAAUAAAAGUAAGGAAGGAAGGAAGAAAAUAGGGUCCAAAAGAAAUCUUGCCUUAAAAUAGUAAAGUUACAAAACAGUACAUAUUAUUAUUAUUAUUAUUAUUAUUAUUAUUAUUAUUAUUAUUAUUAUUAUUGCACAAUCAUUUAUAGUGAUCUUAUUAUUGUGGGUUUAAUAAUAUUGUUUUUCAUUUUUGUAUUAUGAUUUUUUAAUGUUAAAGAUCCUUUUUUAAUAUUAAUGAUUUUAUUUCCUUCAUCCAUUGACUUUAUUUCCAUCAUCUCAUUUCUGUGCCUCUGAACCAGACAGACCUCCAGGUGCAGUGCUAUAAACCACACGAAAUCUAACCUAGUGCAAAAGUUUUGGCGUAUCCCAUCUCCUGUACUAUCCUAUUUUGCAAAGUUACUUGUCAGAGAGGUUAUGCUAUCGAGCUGUCACUGCGUCCUGCAUUAGGAAACCACAUGACCUCAGAUUUAAGAGCAUAGGAAUCAGGAUAAUAAGGGCAAGGAUACUUCAGAAAUUAAGCUAAGCUUUUCUAGUCAGCAGACAGUUGUGAGUUUAAAUCCCAGGCCUGCCAGAGAGCCAGUGUUGCUUCUUUGAGCAAGACGUAGUCGCCAGUUGUGGGCUUGGAUUGCUUCCCACCUCUUUUCUAAGUCAAUUGGACAAAAUGAGUAAAUAUAAAUGGGUGAUCUGAUGAUUGUAGUGCCAUUUCACUCUUGGAGCUCUUACAAGUGAAUCUGAAAUGAUUUGUUAUUCUAAAAAAAGAAGAAACAUUUUACUCAAUCUCAGGCAACAUCUCAUUUUUACAAUUUUUUUUUCUUUCCCCAAGGUUUCCUUACUGCCUUACUGACAAUGGCAUUUUGCUCCUAAAUGAAAGGAACAGAGCUUUUAACAGAAUUACAGUAGCAGAUGCACAAAAUGUGCUUAAAUAGCAUUAAUGCGAAUUGUGUAACGGCAUUAUAGACAUUUGAAUGAUUUCUGACCUUGUUUUUUUUUCAAUUAAUAAUCUACUUUCCGCCUAUAAUUUGGGUAACAAGGAUAUAAUUUCAAAAUGACCUUGUCACUUAAAAUCACAACAUUACUUAAAAUAAAGGAAAAAGAAUGAGAGAGCAUACUUUUCUUCUUCGCAUGAUCUUCAGGAAAGGUUGGAUGAUCCAACUUGCUGUUGAACAUGUGAAUUGUGGAAUGCUCCAAAUAUCUCAUAGGGGGGAAUAUGUUCAGGUAACAAAAGUUGUUGAACGAACAAUGAACUAAAAUGUACAUUUUUAUAACCUGUAAUGGAUGAAUCAUGGAAAAGCAUGAUACAAGCAUGAGAUAUUAAAUACAUUCACACUUUAAGUAUUUUAGAUUGUAGUGUUUUGAAGGAUUGUAGUUCUUUAUGUUAUUUAUCUGAAACAUGCACAUAGGUUGGUUAUGUAGGUGACUUUACUUGUGUUUGAAAUGUCUUUGACCUUCACUUUACAUACGUAUUUGUAAUGUUUGUAAAUGUAAUAUCAGUAGGAUACAAAUCAUGGAAUUACCCGAAUGUUGAUUAAGGGUCAUUGCGCCACUGUAAAGGAGGACACGAAUAUUAAAGCACUUAACUGUCUUUGUACAGACUACAGGUUAAUGUUGCUACCUGUAGUUUAUUAGACUGAUUCUAAAGUAUGAUUUUCUUAUAGCUUGAAUGACUUUUGAAUGACUGAAUUCUUUUUUUUUUUUGCUUUUAAAUACUGAUUUCGGUCUAUAAACGUUGCAGUAUAUUAGCACUGAUGUGUGAAUUGAGUGAGAAGUGUCAAAUUGAGCCAUGUUCCCUUUACUAUCUGGACCUGAAUCAGGUGUGUGUGUUUCCUGUCAACUGGCUGAUCUGGAGUCAGCCAACAGAGCCAGAGAUCUAAAGACAAAAUUAUGGACUAACCUCCUAUAUAGUAUGUACUGGUGCUUAGUUUGUUUAUGUUCAUGCUAUAUUUUUAAUCUGUGACCACUUACAGUUUUAACAAUAACAAUAAUGAUACAUCAGUGAAAUGUGAAACAGAUUAUAGAUUUAUUUUUAUAUAGUCAGAAGUUGUGUAAGCAGAGACCAUAAUAACUGUGCUGACUUUGGUCAGAGUGGAAGAGUCGAAUCUACCACCUACAGGUGUGUGUUUGACAACCAGGGGCUUAUAACGCACAUGAAAAAUCACUGUUCACAUAAGAUAUGUGAAGGUAGACUAGAGAAUUAUAUUUACAGUUGAAUGCUGUACUGUACACACUGUAUUGGUAUAUGAAGCUUUUCACUCUUGCCUUGGUCUUGGUAUAAAAUCUCACCAAGUUUUCAUUAUUCUGAGUUUAAUAUAGUCAAAUGUCCAUAGUGCGCUGAAGUCUAAUACUGAAGCAUCAAUAAAACACUUAAAGCAGCA
Pangasianodon hypophthalmus (striped catfish) is the source of this 5666-nucleotide messenger RNA. RefSeq names its product phospholipase ABHD3. Bases 295 to 1527 code for a protein of 410 amino acids. Gene Ontology annotation, biological process: medium-chain fatty acid biosynthetic process; medium-chain fatty acid catabolic process. Lineage: Eukaryota; Metazoa; Chordata; Actinopteri; Siluriformes; Pangasiidae. Gene Ontology annotation, molecular function: acetylesterase activity; monoacylglycerol lipase activity. The transcript has 9 exons. The record is from RefSeq and is a predicted model, not a curated record.